AUGACUACACAAUCGAUUGGAACUUCAUUGGCGACCGAUUUGUCUUCAAGAGAAUUGCAAAUUUCUGAACAGCCCGGUCAUAUUAAAAUAGUGAACACUUCUGGAAAACGGAUUGUGUUCGGUGUGAGCACUGCUCUCAAAAAGGCAACAACUACUCCGACUGGAGUUCUGGAUCCCAAUGAAGCGGCUCUUUUUAUUGUGAAAUCGGAUGGAAAGGAGCAAAAUGAUCGUAUCACUAUCAUCUACACUCAUCCACCGGAGGGAACAGACAAGCAGUACCGAUCCGAGUACUUCCUUGGUGAAGACACUCUUAUCGUCAGAAAGAAUUUGCCGAUUCGUUUUGAAAAGAUUACUGCAGUUCUUGCAAGAUUCGAAAAAUUGAACUGA
This is a messenger RNA of Caenorhabditis remanei, 387 nucleotides long. RefSeq lists its product as uncharacterized. The transcript has 2 exons. NCBI's taxonomy places the organism in Eukaryota, Metazoa, Nematoda, Chromadorea, Rhabditida, Rhabditidae. The record is from RefSeq and is a predicted model, not a curated record. Bases 1 to 387 code for a protein of 128 amino acids.